Molecule: messenger RNA, 1353 nt
Organism: Sorex fumeus (smoky shrew)
Lineage: Eukaryota; Metazoa; Chordata; Mammalia; Eulipotyphla; Soricidae
Gene: TGIF2
Product: TGFB induced factor homeobox 2
Exons: 3
Coding region: 157-873 (238 amino acids)
Biological process (GO): regulation of transcription by RNA polymerase II
Molecular function (GO): DNA-binding transcription factor activity, RNA polymerase II-specific; RNA polymerase II cis-regulatory region sequence-specific DNA binding
Source: RefSeq, a predicted model, not a curated record
GAGCACAAAGCCGAGCGCGCAGGCUCGGCCGGCCCCGCGCCCCGGAGACUCCGCCGGCCCCCAGCGGCGGGGGAGGGCGGUGGGAACCAAACUUUUUUUCCCCGCCCCGGGGACCGAGCGACACGGUUGCCCGGCCCAGCGUAGCCUGCAGACACCAUGUCGGACAGUGACCUGGGCGAGGACGAGGGUCUCCUCUCCCUGGCCGGCAAGAGGAAGCGCAGGGGGAACCUGCCCAAGGAGUCGGUGAAGAUCCUGCGGGACUGGCUGUAUCUGCACCGCUAUAAUGCCUACCCCUCGGAGCAGGAGAAGCUGAGCCUCUCGGGACAGACCAACCUGUCCGUGCUGCAGAUCUGUAACUGGUUCAUCAACGCCCGGCGGCGGCUUCUCCCAGACAUGCUCCGGAAGGACGGCAAAGACCCCAACCAGUUCACCAUUUCCCGCCGCGGGGGAAAGGCCUCUGAGGCAGCCCUGUCCCGCGGCGGCAGCCCCUCCGUGCUGGCGCUGUCCGUGCCGGCCCCUGCCAACGUCCUGUCGCUGUCCGUGUGCUCCGUGCCGCUCCACUCGGGCCAGGGGGAGAAGCCGGCCGCUCCUUUCCCACCGGUGGAGCUGGAGCCCCCCAAGCCCCUGGCCGCCCCCAGCAGCACCCUCACCCUGCUGACCAGGGCUGAUGCCGGGAGCCCCACCGGUGGACUCUUCAACACGCCGCCCCCCACCCCCCCGGAGCAGGACAAGGAGGACUUCAGCAGCUUCCAGCUGCUGGUGGAGGUGGCGCUGCAGCGGGCGGCCGAGAUGGAGCUCCAGAAGCAGCAGGACCCGUCCAAGCUGCCCUUGCUGCACACGCCUCCCCCCUUAGUCUCGGAAAACCCCAAGUAGGCACCUGCCCGCUGGGGCGCUCGAGGCCUGAGCCAGUGUCCCGGGGUUCCACGCUGGCUCUCCCUUGCGCGGAGGGUUUUCUUUGGAUCACUGCCGAACACUGGGGUCGCCUCCUCCGUCAGAGGUCUUCAGCAGGGAGACGGCAGCUGGUGGCACUGCCCUGUGAUGAGGCACGCCCCCCCUCCCCGACCCCUCUCCCACCCAGCAUUUCUCCAGGCUCCUCAGUGAGGGGACCAAGAGACGGGAGGCGGGCCGGGUGCUGCCGCCGCCGGUCCUCCAGAGAUCCCAGGACAUCUUCAUGCCAACCUGCUUCCUGGGCGGGGCACAAGGAAUCUGUCCUAGGUCCAGGCUGCCCCUGAGCCGGUGCUCACAGUGACAUGUCAUGCCGAGUCCAGAGAGUUCCCAAGUUCAUUGGCGUGAACAAGAGAGAACCUUGGCGGACAGAACAGAACCGACUCCAGUUGAAUGUUUAGGUUUUCA